AUGUCGCCCACCACCCCAUACGUGCAGUCCGGGGAGCCCCUCAAUGAUUUCCUUCGUUCAUUUUGGCAGCGGCAAGUGGAUGCAGCAGAGCAAGAGACACCAGAUUACAGGCAUCCUCCACUCCCUCUCGCUCGCAUUAAGAAAGUCAUGAAGAGCGAUCCAGACGUAAAGAUGAUCGCAGCAGACGCACCCAUCUUAUUUUGCAAAGCGUGUGAAAUCUUUAUUUCGGAAAUAACUGCUCGUGCAUUUAUUAUUGCUGACUCAAAUAAGCGUCGAACACUGUCGCGUGCUGAUAUUGCCAAGGCGCUUGCGAAGUCAGACCAAUUCGACUUCCUCAUAGACAUUGUCCCGAGAGAGGAGGGGCUUACGGGAUUGACUCAGAGUGGUACAGGGACUGGUGCUGCGGGAGGAUCUGGGUCGAGUAUGACGAACUUAGUCGCAGGUCCAAGUCAAGCUGCUUCUCAUCAGGAUUCUGAACACCAUACAGGCGAUGAAUCUGGCAAUUUGCCCUCGGCAGUGGUACUGGAUCAGCUGCAGUCCCUAUUAGCGCCAUCGAACGCAAUACAUGCACCGUGACCCACUCAAACAUCCACCGAAGUAUAGUAGUUCACAUCAUAGAUUUGACAUAGGGUUGCGCCGGGUUGCGCAGGAAGGUCUCCAUUUUAACAGCAUCACAGCACUUUGCGGUAGGACGUUCGACAUCCACUGUCAUACCUACACCGAUUAGAUUUGCUACACCGUGCUCUGCCCCUAGUGAGCCAAGGGCCUCCUCAGAACCAUAGUCAGCAAUGGAAAGGUCAUUCCUGUGGCAUAUUUUAUGCUAUACGGUGUCGUUGGUCAACAUGCACUGCAAGCGUGAGAAAUAUCUUAGAGGAAC
This is a messenger RNA of Suillus discolor, 877 nucleotides long. RefSeq names its product histone-fold-containing protein. Gene Ontology annotation, biological process: regulation of DNA-templated transcription. Gene Ontology annotation, cellular component: CCAAT-binding factor complex; nucleus. Gene Ontology annotation, molecular function: protein heterodimerization activity; DNA-binding transcription activator activity, RNA polymerase II-specific. The transcript is spliced from 5 exons. Bases 1 to 576 code for a protein of 191 amino acids. NCBI's taxonomy places the organism in Eukaryota, Fungi, Basidiomycota, Agaricomycetes, Boletales, Suillaceae. The record is from RefSeq and is a predicted model, not a curated record.